AUGGACUGGCCUCUCGACUGGCCUCGGGACUCGAACCCCGUGUUGAAUGAUGAAGAGAUCAAAUUAUUCGGAUGUGUUGCUGCCCAAGGACCAGCCCUUGCUCCUUCAAGAUAUGUCUACCUUUCUGACGAUGUAAGUCACCGCUUGAUCGAGAGCACCGUUAUUGCUGCACGUUACCCCGAUGUUCCGUGCGGUAGCAGCCGGCAUGGCUCUGGAGGGCCUCCCAAGUUCCACCUGUUUCGAAAAGGCAAACGUUUCAAUGAGACGACUUCCGUUGAGCCUCCCGACCUGGAAGAGAAUUACUCAGCGGUUCAAAGUACAUCAUUUCCUGAACAUGGAAGUGCUACAACGGAGCAAGAUGUUCAUCUGGUCGAAUGCCGAGCCAGUUCCCAACAACCCGAGCGAAAAGAUGUGGAUCAACGUUUCCAUGACAUCCGAUAACUGUGACGACGAGAGCUACAUCCCGCACAAGUUUGCCAUGUCCUCCACGCACCUGGAGACGGAAAAGCUCACAAGCAUUGUUCUACUGGGGCUGAAGCCAUCGCAGAUGACGCUGGUCGAAAGGAUAGUGAGGAACGCCACCACAUCCGACAUGAUUCACCAUCCGAUAUUCGCCACGUACCUGGUCGCAGAGCUGAUGCGCGAAAGACUUGCGCUCUUGUGCAAGAAUUACAUCAGGGCCGUGCAGGGAGUCCAUGGAGUGCUGAGCAACAUGUAUGAUUCCGAGAAGGACGAGCUCAAGCUCACCACGAUCAACGCGAAGCAGCUGCGACAGAUUUCCGAUGCCCGUAAAAACUGCGACAAGGUCGAGGUCGAGAUACUUGGCACGAAGCGUCAUCUGGAGAAGGCCGUGAGGCAGAUACUACCACGCCUUCCGGCCCAAGAUGUAAACAACUCGGUUGGACAAGUAUGCGCCAAAGACAUCUUGACACAGAGGUACAAAGAAAAGUUUGACGACAUCCUCACCAACCUCGAGGACCUAAGAACCGCCAACAGGAGCUCCGUAGACCUCAUGUCACAACAAGCCGCACAUGAACAAGCCCAGGCUGCACGGAAGGAGGCCAAAGAGAGUGCAAGGUCGGCGGAAAACAGCUAUGUGAUUGCCAUUAUGGGCAUGUGUUUUCUUCCCGCUUCGACAUUUGCUACCAUCUUUGCCAUGCCCAUCUUCAAAUGGGACCAACACCCGCUCGACUUGCUUUGGCAGUCCAAAGCCAAUGCUACCGCCAUCGAGACCCCGGAAUCCACGGCCGCGGGCAACGCGAAUGCAACUCUUACUGCCUCGAGCUCGCCAGCCGAUGUGCUGACCGGUUAUGUCUGGAUCUACUGCAUCAUCAGCAUUGGCGUCACCAUGUUGCUCUUCACCUACAAACGCAUUCGCGAAAGCAUUGGCAGCAAGCGUCUCAAUGGCUCUGAGCGUCCAAUCCUUGACUUUCUGCUGAAGCCUUUCACCAUGGUCUGGAGAAGUCAGCCAGAACAGUGCGUCGUGGCCACGGAGCCUGAUCGGAAAAGAUGGACGGGGAAUUCGCUGUCUCAAGCUGUGAACCCGAUCCCCUCGCCGGCAUUCUCCGUCCCGCAACAGAUGUCAGGUCUCGUGAGGCAUCCAACUAGCCAGUCUCUCCCGGCUACUAUAGUCCACGGCCAGGAAAAAGGCCCAUAUUCUUUCGUGUCCGCAGUUCCAGGGCCGAGAGGGACUGCGACCAUGGCACCGCCGGGGUUUGCUGCUCCUCCAAGACGGCAGACGGAGCCAGUACCGGCCAAAACUGACAAGUACCGAUACGGUCGGGACUAUGUUCCAACCCUGGUCACACAUGUCAGCUCCUCUCUCAGCCAGGGACAUGAAACAUGGGCUCAGGGUGCGCAGAUAUCUCAGACACCGUCUGCGGUCCCGGCGGCUUCCAACACCGCCAGCCUGGUGCAACAAUCCAACAACGCAGCUCAGCACCACAGUAGCCAGCGAGCCACAUCCAAUGCGACCUCUCAUCAAGACGCUCCUCAUACACACAGCCAACGCGGCAACUCAGACGCGGGACCACCACUCCCCCCUCCCCCAGCAAGACAGUCCCAUCGCGGGAGGCAAGGAUCCCAAACCGCACAAGCAGCUCCCACAACCACCGCGCAGCCGCCGAGAAUCGUCCAGCCUCCCCAGAGGAGCCCCCGGCAAACCAACCACGCCGCGCCAUCGACACAACCCGAGCUGCAGACGCCCAGCCCGGCGCCGCCCAGGAGAUGCCGCACCUUUGACCAGGGACAAGCCGAACCCAAGCAGCAGCCGCCGAGCCGGGUGCACACGUUCCCGGAGCACAAGCCCACCGCCCAAGCGACCUCCGGCUCCAAAGACCAGCACGGCAGGUCCCGGAUCCCCGACAACGUCACCCACAGACCCAACCGCAGUGCACCGACCGACGCGCCGCCCCGCUUCGGCCCCGAGGACCCGGACUCGCUGUGGCCUGGGCCCCCGGCGCCCGGCGGCUCCUCCAGCGGCGGGAGUAGGGAUUCCUCUCGGGUCAGGGGUAUCUACGACGGGGGCAGGGGCGAGUCGCGCGAGAGGCUGGUCGGGGCGGCCGGGACGCCGGGCAGGGCCGGAGGCAGCAGCAGCAGCAGCAGCGGCAUGUCGGGACUGGGAGGGCGUUGA
Messenger RNA from Pyricularia pennisetigena, 2632 nucleotides. RefSeq lists its product as uncharacterized. The transcript is spliced from 6 exons. Bases 182 to 2632 code for a protein of 816 amino acids. The record is from RefSeq and is a predicted model, not a curated record. NCBI's taxonomy places the organism in Eukaryota, Fungi, Ascomycota, Sordariomycetes, Magnaporthales, Pyriculariaceae.